UUAUACCACCAGUUAGAAAGCCAGCCUUGUAAGAGUGGUGCACUAAAUAGCGUGACUAUUUACAGUAAAGCAUGCUAGCCCUUGCAAAGUGAGACAUUAGCUGGUUGUAUAGGUUCCUAACAAUGGGGGUAUCGUUGCUGCUCCUGGCCCUUUCUGCGGUGCUCUGGUUCCCCGCAAAUGGCGCACAUAAUCAAGAGGAGAAGCUGAUUGGGUGGCAAGGCGAGCAAGCGAGCCCUUACAGCAAAGAUUCGGGCAACGGGGGAUAUGGUGCCUCGCUUUACUCGGCGAACACGACAGUCCGGCCAGGAUGGAUCCAGACCAUCAGCUGGAAACCUCGGGCCUUUGUGUACCAUAACUUCCUGAGUGACCAGGAGGCGCGGCACAUCAUCGACCUCGCUCACGCCCAGAUGAAACGCUCGACGGUUGUGGGCAACAAGAACGAGGGUGUUGUGGACGAGAUCCGCACCUCGUACGGAACUUUCCUGAGACGCAAUCAGGACCCGGUGAUUGCUGCCAUCGAGCAGCGCCUCGCCAUCUGGACGCAGCUGCCGCCCUCCUACCAGGAGGACAUGCAGGUGUUGCGGUACGGCCCCACCAACAAGUACGGCGCGCACAUGGACGGACUGGAGCGGGUGGCCACCGUGCUGAUGUACCUCGUAGAACCGGAUUUCGGAGGCGAGACCGCCUUUCUCAGCAGCGAGUGGAGUCACCCCGAGCUCGCAGCGCGUGCGGAUCGGGAGGGCAACUUCUCCGAGUGCGCCCGGGGCCACGUGGCCUACCGCCCCAAGCGGGGGGACGCGCUGAUGUUCUUCGACACCAAGCCCGACUACAUGAAUGGCGACGGGCACUCCAUGCACACGGGGUGUCCGGUGGUGGCGGGGGUGAAGUGGAAUGCGGUCAAGUGGAUCCACGGCGUGCCGUUCCGAGAGGAUGAGUACCAGCGGGCUCUCAAGGAACCCUUCCAGCCGCUGCCCGACCCCGGGGUGUGCGCCAACCUGCACGAGAUGUGUGACACAUGGGCUAAGUCCGGAGAGUGCACCCACAACCCCGGCUACAUGAAGGGCGGCAACGUGGGGCAGGGCAGCUGCCGGCUGGCGUGCAAGGAUUGUGAGGCGUGCGAGGAGGGGGACAGGGAGUGCUAUAAGAGGAACCGCGAGUCGGGCGGAUUCCUGAUUUUUAAUGAGGCGGAGUUGAAGGGGCUGUGAGGGGUGCUAGUCCAGGGUUGUGUGCGUUGAAGUGCGUGUUGUGUUUAGCGGGUGUGUUUGGCGUGCAGUGUGUGGUAGUGGCUGGGGGCUUGUGCAUGGUUUUAUGGGGGCUUAUUAUGUUGUUCGGCAGCAUGGGAGGCUCCUAAGCUAUAUUGUUCCGACGAUGGCAAACUAGGGAACACCGCAAUCUAGGCUUGAUGGCAUUACAGCGGUGACGAUUGCGUGCCACGUGCGAUUCGCUGGUGUGGCGUUUAUACGGGUUACCAUGGCCAAUGCGAUGCAUCAUCCCGUUGCAUUACAGCAUAUGCCCGGACACCAGGGGCUAUGUAGGGCGGUUUGCGACACAAGCAAGGCAUCAACCCCAACGUUACUAACUAUAGUCCUGAAGGAAAACCUAACGACGCCUCGACAGGCCUUUGGGGACCUAUGUUACACCAA
Molecule: messenger RNA, 1643 nt
Organism: Astrephomene gubernaculifera
Lineage: Eukaryota; Viridiplantae; Chlorophyta; Chlorophyceae; Chlamydomonadales; Astrephomenaceae
Source: the annotation of a GenBank genome assembly